Ooceraea biroi (clonal raider ant) is the source of this 5770-nucleotide messenger RNA. It is a transcript of the gene l(3)76BDm, whose product is annotated as trafficking protein particle complex subunit 8 homolog l(3)76BDm. Gene Ontology annotation, molecular function: protein binding. Gene Ontology annotation, cellular component: TRAPPIII protein complex. Lineage: Eukaryota; Metazoa; Arthropoda; Insecta; Hymenoptera; Formicidae. The record is from RefSeq and is a predicted model, not a curated record.
GACAGUCGCAUUCAUGCGACAACGGCUUAAUACUAUCUUUUCUGUUUUUAUUCUUCUUUUCCCUUUUCUAUUUUUUCCUUUUCGUCUUUUUUUAAGAUGAAGAAUCGGCACAUGGAGCGAUACGAUUCUCAGCCGCGAUUCUCACUCAUCUCGCGGUGUUGCGGGCGGAUGUUCUGAGAACAGCUGUUCGGUGGACAUGUUUAUCCCCGCAACUGCACGGGGAUGUGUUGCACUUUUGAGGCCCGUUCGUGUCGCACGUCGUCGUCGAGAUAAUAAUACACGGUGCGAAAAGGAAUAAUGUGACCGUGCGAUGCGGAUCGAGGAUGGUCACGAGCCGAUGAGUGUGCACUUGGCGACACCGUGAGAGCGAAGCUGCGGGUUAUGUUUUGAAUGGUUUGCGCGCAAAGAGUCAUGGCACAGUGCAAGCUAACCCCGCGCGAGUUUAUCGGCAAUACUUUCUCGCCGCAGGUCGCCGUGGUCUGCUCGACCGCGGCCGACGCGGCGUGCCAAAAGAAUAAUCUGUCGUUCGUCGAGCUACUUCAACCCUUUUGCAAAUUAAAUACUGAGGGCCAUUUUAAGGAUCCUCAAGGUAAUACUGUAACAAUUCGAAAUCUUCGACUAUCCGUACAAGAUAUCAAUGCGCGACCACCAGAACCAAGUCUUGCCAAAAAGAUGCUGAACGAAGCAGUCAGUACUGCCCUGUGCGAACGUACGACCACUAUCCACAUUGGCACGACUGAACUGGAUAUCCCAGUUUCCGUUCCCUGGUUUGAAGCAUGGAGAGAGACGUUUCUGAGCGUUCAGUUUCCAUCGGAUCACGAGUUCACGAAGCACCUGCUCGCGUGUAUGAUAGUUGUUUCUACGGCGGAGGACAAUCCACUAGAGAAGAUUCAGACUAUGGGGGCGCAACUGCAUCAAAGUAUCCCUGGCAAGUUGCCCAAGUGGUUCAACAAUAACGCUCUUAGGUAUUACAUCUUGGUUCACGACUCCAUUCAGGAUGAUAGAAACAAAGCAGAAAUAGUUUUUACAGAGAUGAAGACUAUUUAUGGCGCUAACAAUUGUUUCCUACUGCAAAUGAAUUCGAGACCGCCAGGUCUCUCCGACGACAAUACGCACUUGCCCGAUCCUUGGAGUCAGUUUCUGACUAAGCACACGGAGCUAUCAGGUGGCAGCGAGCAAAGCAGCUCACCUCGUACACCCGCAGACAUGGGUGGAGUCUCCGCCAUGCCGAGUGAGCUGACAAUGGAGUCUGACAAAACAAGCCAAGCCGGGACACCGUUAAUGCCGCACAACUGUGUCGCGUUACCAUCACCUCCAGAUUUGGCGCAACUGGUCUCCGGAGUCGAUACGAUCAGCCUCUCGUCCGAGACCUCUGAAUCUGCGAACGCACAACUUGAAGUUGGGCAAGAGGCCGUCCCGGUUACGAUCCAUCCGCUUAGUCCAGACAACGGGAAGUCACAGAGCUUUAUCCCCGCAGCCAAGGGCCAAUCGGUUAUUAAUUCACCGAUAAACACGAAUGUCUGGGCGGAUUCGCCAAACUACGUGGUUGCUCAACACGGUGCUCGUCUCUCUACGCAAGAUCUGGAACGAUUGCGGACGUUAAUAACGGAAUUCUGUUUGCGGAGCUUGUUGCCUUACGUGGAGAAGCAGAUUGGCCUACUGAACGAUGUGAUCUCGAACAAAAAGGGAGUGAGCAGAUCGCUGUUCAGCGCUACGAGAAGAUGGUUCGGUACGAACAAGCCUGGCAUACCGGGUUCCGCACCGUCGAAUGCCGUAAUUUAUACAGCAGAAUCACCCGAGCUGCAAUUACGGCGACUGGGCGACCUGUGCUUCAUGUUUGGCCACUACUCGCUCGCUUAUCAGGCUUAUCACAGCGCGAAACGCGAUUUCGCGGCGGAUCAGGCCUGGGUGUAUUACGCGGGUGCUCUAGAGAUGGCCGCUUUGAGCGCCUUCAUGCAGGGCGAGACGAAUCGGAAGACGAUCGAGUACAUGGACGACGCGAUACUGACUUACGCCAACAGCUGCAAGAUGCCACAGUUCGCGACGAGAGCCACCCUGCUCAGCGCCGAGUGCCUGAAGGGUCGGGGGUUGUGCGGGGAGGCCGCGAAACAGCUGAUACGCAUGACCAGCGAGGACUCGGACUUGCGUUCAGCCCUGCUGCUCGAGCAGGCCGCCUACUGCUUCAUCGGUCCAAAAAUGAUGCGCAAGUACGCCUUCCACGCGGUUCUGGCCGGACACAGAUUCUCGAAGGCUGGCCAGAGGAAACACUCCCUUAGGUGUUAUCAGCAAGCGUAUCAGGUGUACUUCGCAAGAGGCUGGUCCCUGGCUGAAGAUCACAUUCACUUCACAAUCGGAAGGCAGGCCGCGUCUCUGAAGCAGGUUUCCGAGGCGGUGAAGGCAUUCGAGAAAUUACUUAACGCGUCCAGCAAACAGCACGCUCCGCAACAAGCUGCAUUCCUGCGAGAAUUUUUGUACGCUUACAAUUCGUUGUUUCAGGAAAACGGCACGGCUUCCGAGGGACUUCUCACGUUACCUUUGCCGUUACUAGAUAGCGACGGUAUCAAAGUGUUGCUCGGCCCGCUGGGCAGGCAGACGGAAAACGGUAUUCCGGCGAGCCACGUCACGUUCAGCGCCGAGGAGACCGACGACGCGCAAUGGUCGAGGAUGGAGGAGCUCUUGAUAACCGAGGCGCAGGGAUCCCCGCCUAUGAUAUUUAAGCCGACGGUUGCGCUGUACUCCGGAACGAGCAACAACGCCGUAAAGCCAAACGCGGUCCUGGACGAACCGGUGCAUUUUUCUGUCGAAUUACAUAAUCCGCUGCACGUGCCGCUGCCACUGUCGGACGUGACUCUACUGUGGUCGUUCACUCGCGACGGCGAGACCGUCACGAACGAGACGAGAGCGAGCUGCGACGUGAAUCUGGUCGACUCGGACGUCAUCGAGGCGAUUAUGCUGCAGCCGGCGUGCAAGCAGAGCAUCGCGUUGUCUCUCACGCCCAGGCACGUCGGGGAACUGAAGGUCCUGGGCAUAAGCUACAAAUUGUCCAAUCUGGUACAGACGAUGAACGACUCGCCGGUUGCGAGUUCGAGCAUCGUCGUCGCGGGCAAAAGAUUGUUCGAGAUCACGCCACCCAAGUUGAAGAACGUGAAGGAGAAGCCCGGCACGAAUAUCUACGGAAAGGAUUACAGGCUGGAGAUGAACGUCGUGGAGAAGGCGCCGUUCAUGCAGAUCCUCUUCACUGAAUUGCCGCCAGAGAUGCUGUGCGGCGAGAUACAGAAGGUGGAAGUCACCUUGAAGAAUAUAGGCAAUGCGCCGCUGACAAAUGUAUACGUUGCGUCCACCGAUGCCAAAUUAAUUACAUUGGAAAACUCGGAUAACGUCGAUAGAAAUGAAGAGUCAACAAUGAAGAAGGGCAGUAGGUCAGUUACGAAGGUAGUACUACCGGCCUCGAGGAACGGUGCGUUGAACGUGGGCGAGACCCAUAAAAUGCCGUUCUGGGUGCAAGCGCCGCACGAGAAGGGCGCUCACAGGCUAGACUUGCUCUUCUAUUACGAGAACGUUGAGACGAAGACCGCGUUAAAGUAUCGACUGUGCCGGCAUACCUGGCAGCUGAGGGUGCUGGACUCGAUACAAAUUACCGCGACUGCCGCGAGAAGCGGAUUGUUCAAGGACGACUCGCCGACGUUGAACCUGAUAAUGUCCGUUAAGAACACGAAUCAGGCUCACGAUCCAUCGAUAAACGAGGUCAUGCUAUCCAAAGUGUCGCUCCAGAGCGCUCUGUGGUCCGCGUUCCGUUCCUCCGUCCUGCCGGCGAGUAUAAAGGUACAGCCUCAGGAGGUGUUUCACCUGAUGCUCAAGCUGAGGAAGAAGACGGACGGCGAAUCGGCCAUCUCCGACGUGUCCCUGACUUCCAGCGAGACCAGCGACGCGACCCCGAUCGACGCAUCGACUCCGUUCAUCAGCUUCGUGCAGAGGCGUCACAUCCAGCCGUUGAACGUGAACGAGUCCGCGAAUGAUGCCGCGCAGCAGUUUCAGCCGCAGCAGAGUUGCGCCGAGCGCAACUCGCUGUCGGGCGUCGUGGCGUUGAAUUCCACGUUGAUCGUCAAAUGGUGCGCCAACGUGACCGAGAGCGGCGUGGUCACCCGGAAGGCCGUCGGGCAGCAUCACUUCGAGCUGGAGCAUUUAAACAAGACGACGAAGCACCCGAAGGAGCCGCACGCCGAGCGCAACGAGUACGGCACUCGCUUGAAGAUCUUCGGACCGGAUCGGAACGUGCCGAACAUGGUGACCGCUCCCGUCAGGGACCCCGUCUGGGAAGCGGAGUGCUUGAAGAGCCUGAUCUCCUUCUCCCUCAGCCAUCGGAGGCAAGCUACUCACGAUUUCCACCGAAACCGAUUGUGCAUAAUCCCGGUGACGAUGUACCUGCAGAAUCACUCGGAGAUGCGGAUCGACGUCAAAAUAAGCACAAUAGGUACCAGCAGUGAAACUCAUCUUCCAAACAUCAAGUCUCAGCUGUACUCGCCACAAGCGUCAGCGUACUACAAGUACGCCGGGCACUCGUCAAUUUAUUCCAACAUUGAGGCGCACGCGAGCAACACCAUAAAGUUAGACGCCGUGCUACCCAGCCCAGGCACGUACGAUCUAGCGGCGCGAAUAGAGAUCUCCGUGAGACUUGUAAAUAGCGCGGAGUACGUCGCUCAAAAGGGCAAAAUGGAGAGCAUAUGCAUAAUUAAUAACGACGACAGUACGGUAGACCGUGUUACCGCGGGUUUUUGAAUAGAGCCACUACUAACGGACUAUGCGGGAAGUGCUACUUUUAGUAUAAUUCAGAAUCAUUCCUUGUCACAGUAUGUAUGUAAAUAAUGUCGUAUGUUGAAAGUUGUUACAUUAUAUUAUAUAUAACUGAUAUUUUAAUAACGCAUCGACGUACUUUUUACCUGACACGUCACGUUUCAGCGUCGGAAUUUCUUUACGUGCGAGCCCCUGGCACCGCGGCAUCCUUUGAUUCUGUCAAUUUUAACGAAUGCAGUUACCAAUCCCAUCAAGUAAGCCCUUCGUCAUUUGUUAGUAUCCCGAGCUACCUCACGGUAAUUUACGAAGCAGUCGAGCGCACGACGAAAAAUAAUCGCAUAGCUUUCUUCCGCGUGGUAUUGAUGAAGCGUCAAUCAACGGGGUGUGACUGCAUAUCUUUAACUGCCAAACGAUCACGCGUUAUUUUCUAUCGCGACGCAUUGCCCGUACAAGCAUUUUUUUUAUUAUCGUUUGUCGCUUUCAUGCUGUUCUCGUGCGAGAGAAGUUUCGAUCUUGGAGUUACAGAACAUAGAAAAGAAGACAGAGAGCAGAAAUUCUUUUGCAUGGAUAAAUGAAAAUGAAAGCGCAGCCAAUUCUCCGUGAUUUUCGACACUCACGUAUGUACUUGGCGAUUGAGGACGCGAUCGUUCUUAAGUAUAUCAUAUAUGAAAAAUAAAAUUACAAAGAUCAGGAUCUCUCUUCGUUCCGAAUCUUUUUCGAACGAAAGAUUUGUUGGACGUGUAAAAUUAUUUCGAAGACAGAUUCAAAAGAAUUAAACAAGCAGAAAAGUACAUGUAAACGCGUACUUGAGGUAUUUUAGAUAAUAGGCUUGUAAUUUUUGUACAGUGUACCUCGUAAAAUAAGAAUGUACGCAGGUCAAGUUUCGCACGAGCAACUUGAAGUUUUUCGUCACAUUGUGCGAAAAAAAGAGAUCUUGUACAUACUUUGUCAGAUUUGCGUGGAUUUAGUAAAUAACGAA